AUGCCUUCCCGCAAGGUUCAAGCUCCUUCACCAGCCCCGACAAGCCCGUCCGAGCUGUCCCAAGCGAGAGACUCCUGGUCGCAAUCUCCAGACUGGGACGAUCCGCGCGACUGCGGCCACUGGAACAAGGAGGACGAGUCCGUCUCGAUGGAGAACGUGCCGGAGGUGAUUCCGGGCAAAUAUCUCCGGGGAACGGUCAUUGGCCAGGGAGGCUGGUCGACCGUCAUCAAGGUGAAGAGGACGGAGGAUGGCAAGUUGUUUGCGGGAAAGAAGUCGCAGACGCCGGAGCAGCUGUACAAGGAGUCGAAGAGGCUCCGAAAGUGGGAGCACCCGAACAUUGUCAAGUUUAUGGAACUCUACAAGCAGGAUUCGGACGAAGAAAACAACCUGCUCAUCAUGGAGCUUUGCGCAAAGGGAACCCUGCAGAUGCGCAUCGAGUGGUACUUUGAGCCCAUGGGCAUGCUGGACAUCGUCUCCGCCAUUGUUCAAGUCGCAGAUGCUCUCGUCUACAUGCACGGCAAAGGCUUCUUCCACGCAGACAUCAAGCCGAGGAACAUCUUUGUCAGGCGAUUCGACCCCAUUGAUGUUGCCCUCGGGGACUGCAGCGACUGCAAGGUCCACGGCAACGGCAAGAGCGACGACAUCUGGGCUCUGGGGGUCACUCUGCUGGCGAUGAUGGGCCAGAAGCCGCGGAAGGACAAGACGGAUGUGGCAAAGUUCCAGUACCCUUCACGAUGCGCCAACUAUGCGCAGGAGCUGACGAGGCUCAAUCCCGGCAACGCACUUGUCGAACUUGUCAGCAAGAUGCUCAUCAAGAGAGCCAGAGAGCGGCCGACUGCCGAGAAGUGCCUGGACAUGGCGACCAGAAUCAUGGAGGGGAUGAGCGAGGAUGAGAAGAUGGCCGGCCGCGCGAAUGGGCUGGGGCUCACUUCCCCUGAAAAGCACCGCCCGGUCGAGGCGCCUCAAGUCUACCAUUGGUGA
Messenger RNA from Trichoderma reesei QM6a, 981 nucleotides. RefSeq lists its product as uncharacterized. Gene Ontology annotation, cellular component: cytoplasm. Lineage: Eukaryota; Fungi; Ascomycota; Sordariomycetes; Hypocreales; Hypocreaceae. Gene Ontology annotation, molecular function: ATP binding; protein serine/threonine kinase activity. Gene Ontology annotation, biological process: protein phosphorylation. The coding region runs from base 1 to 981 and encodes 326 amino acids. The record is from RefSeq and is a predicted model, not a curated record. The transcript is spliced from 3 exons.